AAGUCGAGUGCAAAGCGGUGGUACGAAAAAAACGAAUGCUCACUGCGAGCCAAAAGCAAAGCUACUCAUAUAUCUAUCUCUGUAGUGCCUCAAAUUCCGGCGACAUUCACGCCGGAACGUGGGAUUCCGACGAGUGCUCCUCUUUAAACGUUGUCUCUUACUUCACCUACUCAUAUCCGCUGCUGUAUAAUACUGGUUUUCACUUGGAAUAAAUUUGAAGAGAUUGUGCAUUGUUUCGCUGCUCACAUUGUUCGAAUUUCCUGCUUCGAAAUUCACUCCGACAAUUUUAGGAGUCUCGGCGGUGCUUUCUGCUGCAGUUCCGCUUUGUUGUACUAUCUGCAAUAUCACUUUCCGAAGGGAGGUUCCUUUCGUGGAUGAUGGUUGCAAAUUUGAAAAGUACCUAAUAUUUCUCUUUGCUCCUUUUACCAAAUGAUAUUCAUCACACUGGCAGAAACUGUGAGUUCGAGAAAACACAUCCUGAAUGCUUGGCAAGAAACGAUUAACCUCUUUAAGAUGGACAUGGAAGUAUCUGCAUAUAGACUGCUCAAUGAUAAACUACAUUGAUGAUGUGAUGCUUAAUUCCUCUGUUUUGUUUCUUUUAUUGGCCUAUCCCGUCGAGAUACUAUGAUUGGGUAGACUAAGCGUGGUGGUUUCAUUGCCAUUAGAUUAUAUAUUCUUCAUAAUUAAGCUAACAAACGGUGCUUUUGGGGAUAAAUUAUUCGUUUAUAUGAACAGCAUAAGAUAUAAUAUGAAGUUCUGAAUAAAUGGCCCUACAGAUUCUUGGCAUGUGAAGGUGUUUUUCACAUAACAGUUCUACUUAGUCCUGUAAAUGAGUUUCCGUCUUGAUGUUGCUAUUGGUAUGUGGUCCAUAUUAUCAUGGUUGUCCAGUGACAUUGUAGCAAUUUAUUUACAGUUUUGCAACUCUGUAGGAGCAGAUCAGAUGGAUAGAGGAUAAGCCCUUGUCAUCCGACCGAAGUAAGAGUGGGUGUCUCAGAGUUUAAGAACAGUUUUUCAAAGACAAAAUAUAAUACAGCACCUAUGGAAAUGCUCAGUGAAUAACACGGGUCCAUUCAAAUGGAGUCAACACAAGGUCCACCUAAUUUGGUUGCUAAAUUAAUGGGACUUGAAGCCCUUCCCCAGCAGGAACCUGACUCAGUUGUAUUUAGAAAUCAUUAUGGAGGUCAUUCUCGAAAUUGUUCGGAUGUCCCCAUGAGUUACUGGGAACAACAGGAUGAAUUCUUUCACUUCCUCGAUCCAAGUGGACAUAAAGCUGCUUGUAAAAUUCGGCAGCGGUCGCAGAAAUCAACUCAUGCGGCAAGAUAUAAGGAGACCAUAAAUGACAGAAAGAUGGGUCUUGUUCGUCAGAAUUUCAUUGAAGCAAAACGCCUUUCUGUGAAUGAAAGACUUCGUCAAUCUAAGCAGUUCCAAGAUGCAUUAGAAGUUCUGAGUUCCAAUAAAGACUUAUUCCUCAAAUGUCUGCAAGAACCACAUUCAAUGUUCCCUGAGAACCUUUACAGUCGGCAGUCUGAUUCCAAUCCUCCAGAGACGAAACGCAUCACUAUUCUUAGACCUUCAAAGAGAGCAGAGAAUAAUGAGUUUGUGGUGACUGGGAAUGAAGAUACAAAGAAAAUUAAGAAAGAAGCCUUUCUUCAGCUGAAUGGAUUGGAGAAAGUUCAAUCAGGAAGUUCUUCUCCUGAAAGUCUCAAGUAUUACGAAAAUCCCUCUCGACCAACACAAAUUGUAGUUUUAAAACCUACACGUAAGAAAGCAAGUGAUGAUAUGGCUGCGGCUUCUCCAUUUUCAGAACAACCAAUGAUGCUGCGAAGGGAAGACUUAUUUAGGUAUAUUGAAGAUGACGGAGAUCAAGAAUCAAGAGAAGUAGCAAAAGAAAUCGCUCAACGAAUGCAUGCCAAAUUUGGCCAGCAUUGCGAAGAUGAAAACUUGAUUUCGUCCGUACUACUGAAUGACUACAUAGGUGAUGGAAGUUCAUUUAAUAAAUUAGAACACGAUUAUGUUGGCGAUCAUCUCUGUCAUUCAGAAGCCAUGUCGCCUGUAUCUAGGGCCUCUGGGGAUUAUGUUGAUAGGCUUAGCCCUUACUCUACCUCCUCAUUGUCUAGGCCAUCUUAUUCUCCAGAAUCAUCAGUUUGCAGAGAAGCGAAGAAACGCCUUUCUGAAAGAUGGGCCAUGAUGGCAUCUAAUGAGAUUGCUCACGAACGAAGACAAUAUCAGAGAAGCUCCAGCACAUUAGGUGAAAUGCUCGCUUUAACUGAGACAAAGCCAUCGUCUUCUCAUGGGGAAGAAGGCAGUUCAAGCCAGGAAUCUAGGGACUCAGAUUUUCUCUUAGUUAGUCAAUGGAAAAGAGAAGAAGGAAUGGAUAAUUCAGCAAGAAAUCUGAUGAGGUCGAAAUCUGUUCCUGUAUCUGGUGGGUUUGGAACUAGGUUGAAUAUAGGCAGUUCAGUUUCAGGAGAGGAGAAAUCAGAAUCUUCUAAGGAAGAUACAAAAGUAAACAGUGCAAGAUCAUCACUCAAAGGAAAAGUUUCAAGUUUGUUUCUCUCAAGGGCCAAAAAAGCUGAUAAAGGAAUGUCUCUAGUGUCCCAUACCAAAGAUGGAUUUUACUUAUAUCCUGGAGACAUUGAUAGGACUGUUAGUCUUAGUGAAAAAGGGUCCAUUCAUGCUUCACCCCUGUUGGAACCAUCAAGAAAAGCAUCUUCCUCUAAACCGAUUUGCAUGAAGAUGAUGUCUCCUGAGAAUGGAUUGGUCACAGAGAAACUCAGUGCAUCUGGAAGCAUAGGCGAAAACCUGGACCAGCCAAGCCCAGUACCUGUCUUAGGUCCAUCAUUUGAGGAGGAUGAGUAUAUUCAAAAAUCAGCUUUGUAUUAUGCUAAGCCUGAACAACAAGGAGUGGGGUCCCCCCUCUUAUCUAUAGGAUCACAUCUUAUUGACAAAUCGCCACCUAUAGAAUCCAUUGCACGCAGCACUUCUUCAAACGAUCCCUUUGUAAAUACAGACUCUUCUCAUCUCGCCAAGAAAUUAACCACCAAAGAAACAGACGAAGAAGAACAAGAAUGUCUUUACUUUAUUAAGGCAUUAUUAGCUGAGGCUGGUCACCAAUGUGAGGCCUGUUCUACCUCAUGUUUGACAAGAUGUCACUCACUUCAAAGCCCAUUGGAUUUAUCUUUUAGAGGCAGCAAUUUUAAUUUUCAAGACGACAAGUAUUUGUCGGAUGCCAAGUUAAGGCAGAAGAGAGCAGUUCAACAACUUGUGUAUGAUUGUGUAAAUGCAGCUUUAGUUGAUGCUGGAUAUGACUCACACAUGAGCCAAGGAUUCAAUAGAUGCAUUAUCCCCAACUGUAUCAUAUUGGGAGGUGGUGCGUCAUUGACAAUGCUGGAUGAAGUGUGGAGCCAGAUGAAGGUAUGGUUUUCUAGUGAGGCGAGAGGUGCGCCGGAUGAUUGUGGGGAGAAUGACAGCUUGGUGGUGGAGAAGGUGAUCGGAAAGGAAAUAGAAGGCAAGGGGUGGAGCGGUUAUUUUAGGUCGGAGAUAGAUAAUUUAGGCAGGGAAAUCGAAGGAAGGUUGCUAGAAGAGCUAAUGCAGGAAGUGGUGGUUGAAUUGGCAGGUAGAGCGUGACAAGUCUUUUCAUUCAUUUAGUUAAUAGCUUGUUAUUAUGCUAUAAUGCUUAAAGACUCUUACCAUUCUUGUAAUAUGCUUUGACUAGAUAUAUUGAUUGUAGCUGUUAUAGGGCAUCAAAUGACAGGCAUGAGCAUCUGCUGUA
Salvia miltiorrhiza (redroot sage) is the source of this 3769-nucleotide messenger RNA. RefSeq lists its product as uncharacterized. NCBI's taxonomy places the organism in Eukaryota, Viridiplantae, Streptophyta, Magnoliopsida, Lamiales, Lamiaceae. The transcript is spliced from 6 exons. The record is from RefSeq and is a predicted model, not a curated record. The coding region runs from base 1075 to 3624 and encodes 849 amino acids.